Owenia fusiformis is the source of this 7780-nucleotide messenger RNA. The record is from the annotation of a GenBank genome assembly. Lineage: Eukaryota; Metazoa; Annelida; Polychaeta; Sabellida; Oweniidae.
GCUUUUAUCUGACACAAGAAAGACAGCUUCGAAUUAAUUGGACAGGAUUUGACACAGAAUCGGACAUAUUCGAUUUUGAACUAGGAUUGAGCAGUACGAGUUCGCCACUUGCCCCUGAUGUAAUGCCUUUUAUAUCAACAAACAAAAGACCAGCAUGGAACGUUUACCACCCUCCACUAUCUGAAGGCCAGCUUAUAUACGUCAUCAUUAAGGCAACAAAUAGGGCAAAAAUGACAACUCUAAAGGAAUAUGGACCUUUGAUCAUAGAUGUUACUGGGCCUAAAUUCGAGAGUGAAAUACAUGUGUACGAAGAACAUGACUAUUUGAGAGUGAAUUGGGAUUCAUCUAAAGUCUAUGAUGCGGAAGAUGCAGAGAAAUUGCAGUAUUUGUUCGCAGUUGGGAAAGACCGUUUCAAAAGAGAUUUACUUCCAUUUUCUCCAAUUAUGUCUGGGGGUUCCUGCAAUGUGUCUCACUAUAACUGUACAGCAGUUCCUCUCAGUCUGCUGAAUAUUCACCCUGUCCGUCCCCAGUCACUAGUUAUUACUAUCAAAAUAAAAAAUGCAGCUGGAAUCUCAACAAUCGCUUCUUCUGAGCCAUACGUUCAUUACACCACUUUGCCGUAUGUCGGGAUUGUGAAGGAUAUUCUACCACAGACUGAGGUUAAAAAUGAGAUUGAACUUGAUUAUGACAUAGAUUAUCAACUGACAUCUACUUCCAUUCGAGGAAGAUGGACUGGAUUCGAACAUCCACAUCUCAAUGUGUCUUAUAAGAUGGGGAUAGGGUCGCUAAAAGGACAUGAUAAUGUCAUGCCAUUUGUAGAUGUAUAUGACACCCAUUAUGAAGCAAAACAACUGAGUUUAGAAACGUAUACGAAAUAUUAUAUCACAGUGAUUGCCCAGUCUUCAACCGGCUCUGUAAAUUCAUCCUCAGAUGGUGUGACAGUUGUAGCGUCUAACAGAACUAUAGCUAUUGACAUCAAAGAUGGACUAGGGUGUUAUGGCAUGAGCGACUCUAGUCAGCAUAAGUUCCCAUGCCGAGAUAACAUAAUGUUCCAAGCUAGUCGAACAGAUCUAUCUGCUCAUUGGAAGAUACCAGAGACACAUAAGGCGUACAUAAGUCAUGGAUCUUACAGAAUUGAGCGAUACAAUGAAGAUACAAAUGUGUGGAUACCUGAUUCCCCGUACAAAGACAUAAAACCCAUUUAUGACAAUAUCACUUUGACCAACUUAGAGUUGACAUCUGGAUCAACAUGCAGGAUCAGUGUUAAAUGUUGUACUCCGGCAUCAUGUUUUCUUCCACGCUUCACUGAUGGUGUUACAAUACAUGAUGAACCACCAAUAGUUGGUACAAUGAAUAUCACAAGCGAUGAAGACAGGGGAAACGUUACAAUUGUAUUUGAUGAAUUUGAUUCCAAUUUGUCAAAACGUCAUUCCAUGAUGGACUUUUACAAAUGGACAUUUUCGUUGGAUAAAUCUGCAUAUGGUAUUGCUAGGCCAUGGGAAAAAGUACAGGCCCAUCCAAUAAAUGGUCAAAUUGCAUUUACUUUAGGGAAUGUUCUUCCAAGUGCGAACGAAACAACUAAAUGUUGGUUGAUCUGCGUUCGUGGGUGGACUUUGGCAGGUUUAUCAUCAACGAAAUGCAAAUCAGUUGUAACUUGUGGAAACAGCAAUACUAAUAGAAUACAUGGUAGGGUUGUGUUUGAUGUGCAAGGACCUAUCACAUGGAUUAAAAAUCAACGUCUGGAACAUGAUGACGUUGACUAUACAUCUAGCAGAGACACAAUAUCGGCGGUUUGGCCAUCAUUACGCCAUGGGAAAUACAGCUGGGUAGUUGUACAACCAACAACUGGAACAUUGGAAGGAUUAAUCAUUCCGACACAAUUGUGUGAAACUCAUGAUGCUAUAGCUUGUGGUGAGACCUCAGACGAGUAUGUUAAUGCAAAAAACCUGACACUUGUUCAUGGGAAGACCUAUUUUGUUUGUAUAUUUGCAAAUGAGACAGUUCUAAAUCAUGAACGAUUUGAAGAGUAUCAUCCCAAGAUAUCAGCUUGUAGUGAUGGUGUAAAAACAGACUGGACUCCUCCUGAUACUGGGAGUGUUUAUAUACAUACCUCGAAACGACCACUUGAUAAUCAGGGAUACCAGGCAUCAACAAGCCAAAUAUCUGUCUUCUGGACACCAUUCUCGGAUACAGAUGAUGUAGCAUCGUCAUCCAAUGAUCACCAUCAAGGCAUCAACUACUACCAGUUUGCAGUUGGUGGACACGCUUAUGGCGUUGAUGUGGUCGAGUUUACUACUGUUGGAAUUGCAAAUCGUCAUCUUAUCACGGGUCUAAAUCUCACAAACGGCCAUGAGUAUUUUGUAACAAUAAAAGCUACAAACUACGUCGGUCUGUCAAGCAGUGUUUGCAGCUCCCCAGUCAUAGUAGAUGCAACUUCACCCAGAUUGACACAGAAAGCCCACGUACGACUCAGAAAUCCUGUUGGACCAUUGAAAAGAGGGAUCCUUGCAGAUUGGGAUGGGGUAUUUGAAGACAAAGAAAGUGGAAUCCUUCAUUACACUUGGUCUAUUGGAUCAGAACCUGGCUUUACCGAUGUCAGCGGUCCACAUCAAACAAAGUAUACCUCAACUUCAUCUGGAACAUCGCAUCAGAAUCUGGAACUUUUGGAUGGACAUGUCUACUUCGUCACAGUCAAAGCAUGCAACAAAGUUGGUUUGCAUACAACUACGAGCUCACACGCCUUCUCAGUAGAUGCGUCACCUCCAAAUGCUGGCCACAUAUAUGAUGGUACGGCUCAGGAGACGGAUAACUACCACAGAGAUGUUGACUAUCAGACCAAUGCAACCAUACUGUGCUCACACUGGAAAGGUUUUUCAGAUCCACAUACUGAACUUAUCGAACAUCUUUGGAAAGCAGGAAGCUGCCCCACUUGCGAUGAUAUUGUUCCAGAACAUUCGGUUGGCCUUAAAGGAGAAGAAUGUAUGAAUUCUUUGAAGCUUUCACAAGGAAAAAAAUAUUUUUCGACCAUUACUGUAUGCAACCAGGCUGGUUUGUGCGUAGCACAGUCAACAGAUGGUGUAACGAUAGAUAGCUCUCCUCCCAUCGCUGGUGUUGUUGAGGACGGUACAAUGUCGGAAGAUAUCGAAUAUCAGGCAUCAAGAGAUGUUCUGUCUGCCCAUUGGGUUGGAUUCCACGAUGCCCAUAGUGGACUGUCUAGAUAUGAAAUGCGUGUUGGAACACAAGAAGGAACAUAUGAUAUCAUUCCUCCAACACCAAUACAUCUAACUGAGUCUACAUUCAGACCUCUAAGUACACCUUUGCCUGUGGAUAGAAAGAUUUAUGUAACAAUACGGGCAUACAACUUUGCAGGUCUUUAUGCAGAGGCAUCUAGUAAUGGAUUCACGGUUGAUACAACACCACCGACUGUUGUUGAACCUGCAACCGUAGACUUGGCCCAUGGCUCAAUACAAGAAAACAUGCAGGUUUGGAGGAGUUCGCUGGCUAUCAAGUGGAAAUUUGAAGACAAUAUAUCCGGAAUUGAACGUCAAUAUGUUGGCGUAUAUGCACACAUGGAUGGAGAUCUUGGAGUUCCAACAGUUGAGGUGGGAACUCGUGUUCACUACACGUUCAGCAACCUGACGCUAAGAGAUGGAACGGAAUAUUACAUCUCAGUUGUAGCUUGCAACAAAGCACAGUUAUGCUCCAAUACUACUUCAAAUCCAUUGUUGGUUGAUUCAUCCAGACCAAGCGUCGGAACCUUUGCUAGCUGGACAAACCAUGCUGCAGAGGUUGGCAGAUACAAAGAUGGAUUCAUGACUUGGAAUGGAGCUGAUAUUUCGCUACAUUGGCUUGGGUUUGAAGACCAUCACUCUGGAAUAUCACAUUACUUAGUAACAGCUGGAGAGACGUUUGCAGGGCAUGAGUAUACACCGGAUGGUCCCAUCGUAGUGACUCACAAUACAUCUGGUCAUAAACACAAGGAAGGUGUGAUUCAAACUGCACAUAUCACCCUAAGCCAAACGCUGGUUGAAACUAGCAAGAUCUUUGUCAAAAUAUGGGCGGUUAAUAGGGUUGGGCUUCCAAGUUUACUGGCUCAUAACUCAUUUGAUGUUAUUCAAAACUCACCGGGUAGGGGAGUGUUGGUAUUGACUCGCCGUUGCAAUACACAUAGUUGUGAAGGACAUUGUAUAUGUGCUCCUCAGAAUCAACGGUGUGAUCUCAAUAUCAACAAGACAUGCAAAGAAGCAAAACAAGGUGAUAACUACGUGAUAGUGGUGAAUGAUACACAGGCUAUUGGAAACUUUGAGAAGUCAGACCAUAUACUUGAAGACAUCGACUUUACACAUUCAGAUUGUUUCUUGGCAGCAGGAUGGACAAUAUCUGAAAGGAAUGGGAAAAUGCCAAUUCGAUAUGAAUACACAGCAGGGUUAGAUAAAGGUGACUUUGGAAGUGGUUUAGUUGAUGUAGCUCAUGACCGGAUUUGGUUUGAGGCUGGAUUUUAUAACCAUGCAGUUAUUACUCCGACUUUUAAGAGACUGUACCAAGGACAGAAAUACAUAUUCUAUGUAAGAGCAUGGUAUGAUGAUGUCACAUUCACAGUUUUCCAAUCUGAUGGCAUAACAAUUGACAUUACACCACCUAUGGUGUCACGUAUAAGACACGUAGAGGAAAGUGAUGAUGUUGUGGUUAAAUUUGACAAAGACUUCACUGGAAGUGUUGAUAAACUCAGUGUUCGUUGGCCAGGUGUAUUUUCUGACGAGGAAUCUGGAAUAUCUCAUUAUCUGCUAGGAAUAGGAACUGCAUUACAAGUUGACGAUGCCUAUACGUUUACGAGGCAGACUAAAACAAGUGUACGCUUAACUGGGUUGGCUCUGACACCAGGUCAGAAGUACUACACAACAAUAAUUGCAGUGUCAAACACAGGAUUAGAGUCGUCAAAGACUUCAGAUGGAUUCACAGUUGAUAUAGAACCACCAAUCCCUGGAAUAGUUUUGGAUGGUAGAUUUCUACAUGAUGUUGACUACACCAAUGAGACGAUGGUUGUUCACGCUCAAUGGCAUGGUUUCUAUGACCGUCACAGUGGAAUAGACUACUACAGAUGUGGAGUAGGAAGUAAAUCGGAUGAUCAAGCAUGUGACGUAAUUCCAUUCCAUAAUGUAGGAUUACAGACAACUUUAACGAUGACAACCAACACCCCAUUGCAACCCGGUAAAUACUACACAAAGGUACAGGCAUUUGAUGCAGGAGGGCAUCGUUCCGUACUCGUAUCGUCUGAUGGAGUAACCGUUGACAUAUCUCCUCCAGACAUAAUGCAUGCGACAACUUCAAACUCUAAUCUGCUCCAAAACCCAUCAUUCGAACAAGAUGAGUCAACGUUUGACAUCAAUGAGCAUCCCCUUUGGUUCAACUCAACCAACACACCACCCCAUCACUGGGCGACAACUCCGGGUACAAAGGUUGUUAUAGUCAACAGUAAAGACGGUGAAGCCAGCGAUGGCAACCAAGCCUGCCUUUUCUUGGGUGGUAUUCACCAAAGUAUAGCAACUGAUAUAGGAAGUGUGUAUGCAGUACAAUUCACUGUUAGCCACCCUCCCAAUCCCCCUGUAGAACAUAUGCUUCAAACUGGUAAAGUGGUAAUACCUGGCACAGUGGAAACAUUUCAUAUCUACCCACGCCAUGAAAUAACAAGGAAUUACAAUGGCCACUCAAAUAUGGUAUCGAAAACAUUGUCCCACAUAGCUUGGCAUAAACAUCUAUACACAUUUGUUGCAACGAACACAACGUCGACAUUGGGUCUUGAAACAGUUGAGAGAAAUGCUGGUCUUUUGGUAGAUGCCGUCAAAAUAGAACAUUUGAGUCACAUUUCGACGAAUGGAGGUAUAGAAAUUACGUAUCAGCAAGCUGGGGAGUGGUCCUCAAUACAUGCACAUUGGCAGGUAUUAGAUUAUGAAAGUCAUAUAGAUGAUGUCUCAUGGGCAAUAGGCUUGGUAAAAGGUGGAACCCAGCUUCAAUCAUUCAUCAGCGUUGGACGUAAACCCUAUGGAAUCAACACGAACCUUCGUCUAGUUGACGGCAUGACAGUUCACGUGACACUUCUGGUGCGCAACAAUGCAGGCUUGAUAAGUGUCAUAUAUGCUGAUCCGAUUUUGAUUGACCACACACCUCCUGUCAUCAAACAUGUAUGGCACAACCAGGAUAGAGAUAUUGCAUAUCAGAUUGGACAGGACUUGACUGCCAAGUGGAAAGUCGAAGAUAAUGAAACACCAGUUAGCCAUUGUAACGUCGCAUUUGGUCACAUGCUUGGUUCAAACGAUUUCCUUGAUUUCACAAAUGUUGCAUUCACUGGAAAUCCAAUGGUAUUUACUUCUACCAAGCACCCGUUCAUCGCACACGGUACUACGAUUUAUGCAACCGUGCGUUGUUUCAACACACGUGGUCUAUGGGACCAGCUUUCGUCAACUGGAGUUACAUUGAUACCAAAUCCCCCUGAUGUAACAGAUGCACUGAUACAAACGUUGCCAAACAAACUGUCGCAUUAUCAGUGUGAAGACGGAAUACAGAAUGAUAUAGAUUCUCUUCGCUUGAAAUGGGAUGGAUUCCGAAAGCCAAACAAUUAUAUCCAUCACUAUUUGUUACAUGUUGGACCAGCUAAUGGCAAUGGUAUGGAUUCGACAUAUGAUCUUGGAGAGGGUGGACGACAGCAAGUCACUGUAAGACCAAUGAACUUCAAACAAAAUCAACAAUAUAAGGCGACGAUUCAAGCAGUAGAUAUGGUUGGGAGUGUCAGUGAUGAUGUCCACGUAUUUCGAACAACAGAAACAUUGCCACCUAACAUAACAGACGUCCGUAUGACUCAUGCCUGGUUAGAACAAACUACAGUGCGGUUGUCAUGGGAAGGUGUAUUUACAUCUGACAGCGACCUCUAUUAUGAACUUACCAUUGGUACAAACCCGGGCGGAAGUGACAUCAUGAAGUGGGUUGAAACUAAGCAGACAUCUUUUACACUGUACGCUGUGGAUAACUCGCUAAGUCAUCAUUUAACCGUGACUGCAAUCAAUGCAGCAGGGUUGUAUACGUCAAAGAUUCUAUCAUUUAGCUAUGACAAUUCAAGUCCAUAAAGUAAUUAAUGCUGUUCAAGUGUGGGAUGAUAACGUUUGCUAUGUGUUCAAAACAUUAAGACAAGCCUUCCCACACAAAAGUUUUACUUGGAUCGAGAGCCAUUGAAGGCAUUUAAAAUCCACAUCUACACAUUCAGCCAAAUUCCUCCAAAUAAGGCGUAUUAUAUCAAGAAAGCUACCAUAUAAAUUUAAAUAUGAUUGUGUAUGUAGAUAAAAUAAUGUAGCUACCAUAUAAAUCUAGAUAUAAUUGUGUAUGUAGAUGAAAUAAUCUAGAAUAUAACCAUUAAUAAAAAUAUAUAUGAACAUAUUCUAAUGAGAACAUUAAAUGUGAAAAUCACCAUAAACAGUGGCUUGAGGAAAAAAUUUAAAUAUAUAUAUUUUGUCUUUUUUAAAUGUAAAAUAAGUUUAUACUAUUUUAUAUCACGUUGCUAAGAUGUGAAAUUAUAGCGUCACCUUAUAAGAAAGAACAACAUGUAACAAUGCGGUUGGUGGCUCAAUUUGCUUGUAUUAAUUUUUCACAAAUCAUAAAUAACAUUGUAUACUAUAAUUUUACGACAUAAAUGCAUAUAGCCAAAUACAAAUUGUACCAUUGAUUUGUAAUUGUAUUGCAUGUAUUCGCUACUUCUUCUAUUGAAAUAAAAAUUGUUCCUAAAAUCAGUAAA